CCCACUGGCCAGAAUUAAAUCCCGAGGGAAGGCCGGCCCUAGAUGACGUCUGAACUAGGUGACGUCUGGGCCCCGCCCAUCCGCCCCUCCGGGUUUCCCAGCCAGCGCGCCGUUGCCAUGGCAGAAGGGGGCGUGGCUGACGUGCGGCGGCGUUUCCUGAAACAUGGCGGCUCUCGAAGCGGCUGCGGAACCGGUAACGGGGGUGGCGGCCGUUGGACCAAAGGCGAAGGACGAAGAGGAGGAGGAAGAGGAGUCGCUUCCGCCGUGCGAGGCAGUGCGCUGGGCGCCGGUGGGGGCGGUGGCAGAGGCCGGGCCCGGGGCGGCGCCGUUCUCGGAAGAGGCGGCGGCCGAGGAGCCCGGAGCGGCCCCGGGCUCCCCGCCGGACUCGCCGGGCCGGACGCUGCGGCGGCUGCGGGCCGAGCGGCGGCGGCUGGACUCGGCGCUGCUCGCGCUGUCUUCGCAUUUCGCGCAGGUGCAGUUCCGCCUGCGGCAGGUGGUGCGCGGGGCGCCGGCGGAGCAGCAGCGCCUCCUGAGCGAGCUCGAGGACUUCGCCUUCCGCGGCUGUCCUCACGUCCUGGGUUACGGGAGCCCAGAGGACCCCGCCAGCGAUUAUGGCGACGGGAUGCCGGGGGACCGGCCACGGUUGCGGGGCGAGGACCAGAGUGAGCAGGAGAAACGGGAACAUCUGGAAACCCAAAGGGAGAAGCAGAAGGAACUGAUACUGCAGCUCAAAACCCAGCUCGAUGACCUGGAGACGUUUGCCUAUCAGGAAGGCAGUUACGACUCCCUGCCGCAGUCUGUGGUCUUGGAAAGGCAGCGGGUGAGCAGAUCCAGAGGCGCCUCCUCCACUGCCUCGGGUUACCUUGUCCCUUCCAGCGUUCACAGGACAGCCGUGUCCAGCUUGCUCACCCUCGGCCUCACUGCUGGCCCAUAUCAGAGGGAAAUUUUGCUGCUACCUGGGACCAGUCUUUAGUCACACGUGGAAACACACAUGCCAAAGCUUUCUAAUGUGAUGAUUGAGCUCUUUUUUUUUUGGUGGCUAUUAUUAUUAAUAAUAGUAGUAAUAUAUAAUAAUAACAGCAAUAAUUUCUUUCAUUUGAUCAUUGAAACCGUUCUACUUGGGCACUUCAUGCGAUGUAAACUAGUUUUCUCCCCCAGCACCAGUCAGUAAAUAUUCCAGGAAUCCUGACUUUAAUGCUGUAUUUAUUAAAGCAACACCUAGGCAGACAGGUAAAUCUGCUAGUCAGAACACAGUCUCCUUUACAUGUUUGUCUCUCUGGAGCUGUGAUGUGGCUGUUUUUCGGGCAGGGCUGGAGUUAUACAUUAUCCGGUUUUCAAAUUGUUCCUCAUAUUGUCACUAGGAUAUUUUGACUGUAACGUGCCUGGAUGUUUCGUAGAGCUUUUCCUUUAGUUGCCUAGAGUAGUAAGGCAAGAAGAGAUGAGAAGGACUAGAAACUAAGGGAAAUCAGUAUUUAUUCUCUUGGAGGCCAUGGGGGAAGCUAACUGUGGGGC
Physeter macrocephalus (sperm whale) is the source of this 1512-nucleotide messenger RNA. RefSeq names its product RUN domain-containing protein 1-like. The record is from RefSeq and is a predicted model, not a curated record. Bases 164 to 973 code for a protein of 269 amino acids. NCBI's taxonomy places the organism in Eukaryota, Metazoa, Chordata, Mammalia, Artiodactyla, Physeteridae. The transcript is spliced from 2 exons.